Molecule: messenger RNA, 1423 nt
Organism: Piliocolobus tephrosceles (Ugandan red Colobus)
Lineage: Eukaryota; Metazoa; Chordata; Mammalia; Primates; Cercopithecidae
Gene: SEPTIN12
Product: septin 12
Exons: 10
Coding region: 245-1315 (356 amino acids)
Molecular function (GO): GTP binding
Source: RefSeq, a predicted model, not a curated record
UGGGGAUCAUUAUAUUGUUAGGCUGGGGUCAUUGUGAGGAUGAGAGGGGUAACAGCUCCUGCUCCUGCUGCAGAGAAGCCCCCAGGUGGGGGUCACAGGAAGUGCAGAUGGAGCUCAGAUUCUUCGGUUAACUGUCACCCUCUCCCCUCCCCCAUCACACACACCAGGCCCUGCCAGGACAAGGCAGCUCCUGGAAGCUCCACCAGGACCCACGUCCACCAGGCAUCUCGAACCCUCGGCCGCCAUGGACCCCCUGAGGCGCUCCCCCUCUCCCUGCCUGUCCUCGCGGCCCUCCAGCCCCAGCACCCCACCCUGCGAGAUGCGUGGUCCUGUGGGCAUCGAGGCUGUGCUGGACCAGCUGAAGAUUAAGGCUAUGAAGAUGGGGUUUGAGUUCAACAUCAUGGUGGUGGGGCAGAGCGGACUGGGCAAGUCCACGAUGGUGAACACACUGUUCAAAGUGUGGAAGUCAAACCCACCGGACUUGGGGGUGCCCCCAUCCCAGACGCUGCAGCUGCAUUCAGUGACCCAUGUCAUCGAGGAGAACGGUGUGAAGCUGAAGCUGACAGUGACGGACACGCCCGGCUUCGGGGACCAGAUCAACAAUGACAACUGCUGGGACCCCAUCCUGGGCUAUAUCAACGAGCAGUACGAGCAGUACCUGCAGGAGGAGCUCCUCAUCACCCGCCAGCGCCACAUCCCAGACACCCGGGUGCACUGCUGCUUGUACUUUGUACCACCUACUGGGCACUGCCUGCGGCCCCUGGACAUUGAGUUUCUGCAGCGGCUGUGCCGGACUGUGAACGUGGUGCCCGUGAUUGCCCGGGCCGACAGCCUGACCAUAGAGGAGCGAGAGGCCUUUAGGCGCAGGAUCCAGCAGAACCUGAGGACCCACUGCAUCAACGUUUACCCCCAGAUGUGCUUUGACGAGGACAUCAAUGACAGAACCCUCAACAGCAAGUUACGGGAGCGAAUCCCUUUUGCUGUGGUAGGGGCUGACCAAGAGCACCUGGUGAACGGGAGGUGUGUCCUGGGCCGGAAGACCAACUGGGGCGUCAUUGAAGUGGAGAACAUGGCACACUGUGAAUUUCCUCUCCUGAGAGACCUGCUCAUCCGCUCCCACCUCCAAGACCUGAAGGACAUAACCCACAACGUCCACUACGAGAACUACCGUGUCAUCAGACUCAAUGAAAGCCACCUGCUGCCCCGUGGGCCCGGCUGGGUGAACCUGGCCCCGGCCUCCCCGGGACAGCUGACCACCCCCCGGCCCUUCAAGGUCUGCAGGGGGGCCCAUGAUGAUUCUGACGAUGAGUUCUGACCACCGGCUGAUCCCACGGCUGCUGGGCUUCCCGAGUCCCCAGCAGCUCUCAACACACAUCUGUGUACCAGAGCAUCUAUUACGUGUGAGCCUUGCUUUUUAUGAAAA